AUGACGCUGGAGGAGCUGCUGCCCGGUGACUACGCGGCCGGGAGGAUGAGGUCGGUCGGCGCGGCGCUGGAGCGGCUCUUGGUGGCGGCGCAACGGCAGGGCUGCCUGACGGUGGGCGUCUACGAGGCCGCCAAGCUUAUGAACGCCGACCCGGACAGCGUGGUGCUUUGCCUGCUGGCGGCGGACGAGGCGGACAUCGCGCUACAGAUCCACUUCACGCUCAUCCAGGCCUUAUGCUGCGCCAACGACAUCCACAUCCUGCGCGCCUCCGGCCUGGAGCGCUUGGCGGCCGUGCUGGGCGAGAAGCCCCCGGACGGCGGCGGCGGCGGCGGGGAGCCGCGGGACCUGCACUGCCUGCUGGUGACGACCCCGCAUACGGAUUCGUGGGGCAGCCAGGGCUUGGCGGAGGUGGCCCGAUUCUGCCAGGAGAGCCGGUGCAGAGACCAGUGGGUGCCCUACCUGGCUCUGCACGCGCGCUGAGGCCCUGGCCCGUGUCUGGUGCGGAGCGUCGCGUGUGCAACAGUCCGAAGGGAAGAAUGUUGUUUCUGUACAAAUUCCGCGAGCGCCUGACGGUCGGCAGGCGAGCGGUGGGUGAGUCACGCGAGAGAGUGGAGCAGAGCCAGCAGAAGGUCUGACUUGGUCCCGAGGAGGAGGAGGAGGAGGGGGCUACGCUGCUGCUCCCUCAGCUGACUGCUCCGGAGGAGGAGGAAGAAGCAGAGGCGGCGGGCUGGCGGCUGUGGGAACGUGUGGGCGCCAGGCUCCCCGUGGACGGAGGCGGUCUUCCUGCUGCCUUCCUCCCUGCCCAGGAGAGACGCCGCCGCGAUCAGCUGGAACGCCAAAUCGCCCGGAGGAGUUCCGACGUGGGGCGGGGCUGCGGGCUCCUCUCCCGGGACUGUCCCCGAAGAGAAAUAGCCAGGAGGCCCCGGAUUGCGAGCUUGUGCGAAGAGGAGGGAGCUCCAGCCCUCAGCCGAGGAGGGUUGUUCUACUUUUUAAAAACUUCCUGAUACUGACGCUUAUUUAUUUAUCUUGGAAGACUUGGAAGGUUUGUUUACCACUUUCCUCUGAAGAUGAAAGGAGAUGCGGGAGCCAAAUGCAAAUUUAUUCUGGAUUAAAAGGGUAAUAAACACGUGUUAUGUUUGCAAGUAA
Molecule: messenger RNA, 1146 nt
Organism: Thamnophis sirtalis
Lineage: Eukaryota; Metazoa; Chordata; Lepidosauria; Squamata; Natricidae
Gene: GADD45B
Product: growth arrest and DNA damage inducible beta
Biological process (GO): regulation of cell cycle
Cellular component (GO): nucleus; cytoplasm
Source: RefSeq, a predicted model, not a curated record